Messenger RNA from Condylostylus longicornis, 2624 nucleotides. It is a transcript of the gene Arl4, whose product is annotated as ADP-ribosylation factor-like protein 4A. Bases 804 to 1952 code for a protein of 382 amino acids. The record is from RefSeq and is a predicted model, not a curated record. Gene Ontology annotation, biological process: intracellular protein transport; vesicle-mediated transport. The transcript is spliced from 5 exons. Lineage: Eukaryota; Metazoa; Arthropoda; Insecta; Diptera; Dolichopodidae. Gene Ontology annotation, cellular component: cytoplasm. Gene Ontology annotation, molecular function: GTPase activity; GTP binding.
AGCAAUAAAAAUAACUUAAUAACUUUAUUGUUUUGGGUUAUAAAUGGUGGCAGUCAAGUUUGAACUUUAGUAUUUUUUCUGAUAAUCGUUCCCACAUUAAAUCCUCUGUAUUUGUUAAGGACGGAAAUUUUUUGAGGGAUGUUGAUCCCUAUGUUCAUCACCCACUCAAACCCAAUGUAAUUGAAGCCGCCACCGAGACGUGCAAUGAUUCCGGUUUCAGUUUAUUAGGUCUUCUAAUACAGAAGUUAUUAAAGCUCUUAAAAUUUCGAUAGAUGGUUGUGUAGUUUUGUAGGAGAGUUAACCCCAUUUCACCUUAUCAUGUUCGAACAUAUGCACCUUCUCUGUCAUUUUUAACGAUAAAGACAAUUUAGCGUUGGAGCAGUAGUAAAGAAUUUCUAUGAAGUUAAUUCCGUGGCCAGAAAUAGAUGAUAUCAUUGUUAAGUCUUUUAUGCAGUGUAAUAAAAUAUAUGCUUUCAAAUAAAGUUAGUUGACAACGACUUUACCACUUCUGCAUCACAGUAGGAAAAUUAGUGUGCUUUUAUUUAUCUGCUAUAAAUACAAUAUGGAAGGCAUAAGAAAGAAUAAAUCUUAAAUUUUACGAUAUUUUUGAAACUUGGAUUACUCAAUGUUAUUUCUCCUUUUUUUGUUGUUAAUGCAUAAUUGUAAAUAAUUUUACUUCAAAAAAAUGUUUUAUCAAUGCUCUUAUUCAAUUUAUUUGGUUUUAAUUUUAUAUACAAUUUUUUAAUUAUAAUAUAAAAAAAUCAUAAGGAGAAAAUAUUAUAAAAAUUAAUUAAAUUUACAAUAUGGGCGCAACAAUGGGUAAAAACGGUGGGAACAUAUUGGAUUCAUUACCAUCGACACAGGGAACAUUACAUAUUGUAAUGCUGGGAUUAGAUUCAGCUGGUAAAACAACAGCAUUGUAUAGACUUAAAUUUGAUCAAUAUUUAAAUACAGUACCAACAAUUGGUUUUAAUUGUGAAAAAAUUCGUGGUACUGUGGGUAAAGCAAAGGGCGUACAAUUUUUGGUAUGGGAUGUUGGUGGACAAGAAAAGCUUCGUCCAUUAUGGCGUAGUUAUACAAGAUGUACGGAUGGUAUAGUUUUCGUAAUCGAUUCAGUGGACGUUGAAAGAAUGGAAGAAGCUAAAAUGGAGUUAAUGCGUACAGCAAAGUGUCCUGAUAAUCAGGGUGUUCCAGUUUUAAUAUUAGCGAAUAAGCAAGAUUUACCUGGUGCUCGUGAGCCAAAAGAAUUGGAAAAAUUAUUAAGCUUACAUGAGUUGUCAACAACAUAUGUAGGUUAUCAAAAUAGUUUUACACAUUCAAUAUCAAUUAGUCCAUCAUCGAAUAACCCAUCUGGUUUAUCGCAACAGCAACAAACACAACAGCAACAACAGCAGCAACAAACAUCAGAUCAAACAUCGAUAAAAACAAACAAUUCAUCGCAAAAUAUUAAUACAGCAGCCACAACACCAAUUGGUAGUUGUGGUAGUAAUAUAUCAACUAAUAAUUUUGGUAGCUCAAAUAAAACAAAUUCUUCUUUGAAACAACAACAACAGCAACACCAACAACAACGAGAUGAUUUAAAAACGACAAUAACAUCGAAUAAUAAAAAUCAAUUAAAUAAAUCAAUAUCAACAGAAAUAAAAAGUGAUUUAAUAACAUCAGUUACUGACCAACAUCAUCAUCAUCAACAACAGCAACAAUUGCAACAACAGCAACAACAACAAAUAUUAACACAAGAAUCUAAAAGUGAUUUUAAACAUUUUAAUUUAGUAAGCUCGAAUUCAAAUAUAAAUAAUAGCAGUAGCAGUAGCAAUUAUCAAAAUUUUAAAGGAUGGUAUAUACAACCAGCGUGUGCAAUCACCGGUGAAGGUUUACAAGAAGGUUUAGAUGCAUUAUACGAUAUGAUAACAAAAAAACGAAAAAUGAAUAAAAUUAAUAAAAAGAAACGGUAAAAUAGAGUUUAAUCCUUUUUUUUUUAUUUUUAAGAAAAAAAGGAGCGUGUAAAAAAGACUAUGCAAUCUGCAUAUGUAUAUAUAUAUAUAUAUUUUAUGUAUAUAUAUAUGUGUAUAGUAUCUACAUAUUAUACUUUUUAAAUAAAAUAUAUAAUUAAAAAAUAAAUUAUAAAAUUGGGAAAAAAUCAAAAGUUAUAAAAUUAAGUUAAAAAAAAAAUAUUUUUAUAACAUUUUGGAAUCCGUCAAAAUUUUUUAUCGAAAUACAUAUAUUUCUCUAAAAAAACAAAAAAUCAACUCAAUUCAUAAGUAAUAGAUGAAUUUCUAUAUUAAUAAUGAAAAAAGAAUCAGUAAAUUAAUUUUUUGAAUAAAAUGAAAAAAUUUCAGCUUAUUCCCCAGAACAAAAGCUAAAUAAUAAAAAUUAGAACUUAUGGGGGCAUAGAUACAUAGCUGGAUUUACAUACAUACCUAUAAAAAGUAAAUUUUAAUGUGUUGCAGUUUAAAAUUUAAAAUCAAUUAUGUAAUUAAAAAUAAAUUUAGUGCACAUAUGAAUUAAAAUUUAAAAGAUUAUGUAUAAUUUAAAUUUAUUAUUUUUUUACAGAAAAAUUUUAUGUUUCGAAAUUUGCCAAAUCUUUUCAAUUUAGAUAUUAACAUCUUUAUCUAUUGAUUUAUUUA